Porites evermanni is the source of this 757-nucleotide messenger RNA. The record is from the annotation of a GenBank genome assembly. NCBI's taxonomy places the organism in Eukaryota, Metazoa, Cnidaria, Anthozoa, Scleractinia, Poritidae.
AUGAGAGAAAUUUUGUCCAAACGUAAGAAGGCCACCAUCCUGUUUGCUACUGAGACAGGCAGAUCUGAGGGUUUUGCUCGAAAUUUGGCCAAGCUGCUCUCAUACACCUUCGAUGUUAAGGUUUGUCAGUAUUUGUACCUAAGCCGGCCGGACUUAAAUCCUUUUUAUAUGAUGUAAAUCACAAGUUAACAUGAGGUAUAUCUCUGUUGGUAACAUAUCAAGAUUUAACAACGUAUGAAUUGUUUUGGAGUUUGAAAACAACAGCAAUUACAAUUAGCAAUUGUAAAAGUUUUGUUAACUUAAAUUAUCCUCCCAGGUCAAACAUGGGCGUCAGUUUUCUCCAACAUAAUAUUGCACGCACCUUCCGCGUGAUAGUAAGAUAAUGGAGAUUACGUUCGCGGGAAUAAAAUGUUUGGGGCCUGACUCAGACUCAUUUUAGCCCGAGCCGCCACGCGUGCUAUUUCAUGUUAAAUCUUGCCGUUAGUUUUUCCUUUUUUUUUUAAAUACUCGCUUUCGCGCAUGCCUUGCGCUUGCAUUGACCUAUGUGAUUGAUCCCUUAAAAUUCCUAAAACAUGGUUAUCAGGUUUGCUGUAUGGAUGAUUACAAGCAUGGCCAGCUCUCCCAAGAAAGUCUUUUGUUCGUGGUGGCGAGUACCUUUGGCAACGGAGAACCCCCAGAAAACGGGACAAGCUUUUCUGAUUCCCUAGAAAGUAUGAAGAAAAGCGCCGAUGCCAGACCCCUAAAAAAUCUCAGGUAA